Astyanax mexicanus (Mexican tetra) is the source of this 3388-nucleotide messenger RNA. RefSeq names its product prolactin releasing hormone 2 receptor (gene prlh2r). Lineage: Eukaryota; Metazoa; Chordata; Actinopteri; Characiformes; Acestrorhamphidae. Gene Ontology annotation, biological process: G protein-coupled receptor signaling pathway. The record is from RefSeq and is a predicted model, not a curated record. The transcript is spliced from 2 exons. Gene Ontology annotation, cellular component: plasma membrane; neuron projection. Bases 966 to 2093 code for a protein of 375 amino acids. Gene Ontology annotation, molecular function: neuropeptide binding; neuropeptide Y receptor activity.
UAACUUUAAUUUUUACAGCCAAAUUAAAAACCCUUUAAAUUGAACAAAGGGUGCACAAAUUCUGCAAAAUGACUGUUGGUGACCUAAAAAUAGUAUUAUGAGGUUUUACUAAAAGGACAGCGAAAAUUAGUCCUAAGGGGCCUAAACAAUUGCUAAUCUUUAAUUGAUACUUCUUUCUUUUGAUCAUUCCACCCCUGAUCAGUUCAGUUUGGGUCUUACCCACACUGACCCUCCUCUGCGCUCCGCUGAUUGGCUGUUUCUUCUCAAAGGCGGGACUUUCUCCUUGAACCGGCACCACGAUUGGUUUAGAGGCACACCGCGGUCAGUGCCCCGUAUCCUUAAUAAUAACGUUUUUUAAAUUUCAAUAUAAUACGGGAAAUUUACGGGAAAGUACUAAUACGGGAGGACGGCGGGAACGAGGAGUAAAAUACGGUAGUUUCCCGGCCAAAACGGGAGACUUGACAGGUAUGCAGUAACUGAAGAGCGCGUGUUCAUCUUAGAGUCGCCAAAAGUCUCCAAUAACACCACAAAAACUCGUUAGAUUUGUCGCUAGUCGCUUUUUUACAAAAAAAGUCGCUGGAGGGCCUGAAAAGUCGCUAAUUAUAGCGACAAAGUAGCUAAGUUGGCAUCACUGCUUGUCCUCACUUGACGUUACCCUGACGUUACAGGGAGGGGACGGGGAGAGCAGCCUGGCUGAGUGCUGAGUCCCUCCCACUCUGACUGGUGUGGACAGAUGUGGAGUGGUGGAUGUAGUGGAGGAAAGGUGGAGGAGUGGAGUGGAGGAUGUGGUUUACUGGUUUACUGUGAGGGACUGGGCUUUUCCUGAAGGGUUUGGACAGACUGUUCAGUUUUGUACCACAUGCUCCGCAGAAUAACGCCUGUUGAGCCAGAGUCAUGCCUGGACCAGCAGCUACCGGCUUACUGAGGAUGUGAUCGGCUCCACAGAGACGGUGUGAACGGGUGUCAUGGACUACCUCCUGAACGAAACCUGGAGAAACACCACUUCCAGCAUGCCCCCAGCUUCCCCUUCCUCUUCCUCCUUCAGUGGACUGGACCUUCUGAUGGAGCUGAAGCCGCUGUUUGUCCCUCUUUACGCCAUACUGGUGCUGGUGGCCUGCUCUGGGAACCUCUUCCUGCUGUUCCUCAUCAGCGUGAACAGGAAGAUGCACAGCACCACCAACUUCCUGAUUGGAAACCUGGCGCUGGCUGAUUUGGUGAUGUGCCUGUUUUGCGUUCCGCUGACGGUGUUUUACGCUUUCGAUGAGCGCGGCUGGGUUUUCGGACACUUCAUGUGUCGCUUUGUGACGCUGAUGCAGACCGCCACCGUCUUCGCCGCGGUCUUGUCGUUGACGGCGAUUGCGGUUGACCGAUACGUGGUGGUGGCGUAUCCCAUUCGCCGGCGCGGUGGACGCCAUUUCUGUGCCGGCCUGGUGCUGGGAAUAUGGCUGUGUGCCCUGGUCAUGUCCACCCCUGCCGCCCUCCACACGGUUUACCUGGACCUGAGUGCCACGGGUCACCACAUGGCCGUCUGUGAGGAGUUCUGGCAAGGCCAAGAGCUUGGUCGACUCAUCUACUCCUGCUUCUUCCUGCUCUUGUCUUAUUUUGUCCCUUUGGCGGCCGUGACGAUAUCCUACUGUGCCAUCUCCCACCACCUCCGCCGCAGGGCUGGGCCCGGUCUGAUGGCUGCCAUUCCCUCCAACCAGGAGAAAUGGGGUCGCAAACGCCGCAAGACCUUCCGGCUGCUGCUGGUGUCCGUGCUGUGCUUCGCCUUCUCCUGGCUGCCGCUGCAGGUCGUCAACCUCAUCCGCGACCUCGACACCGACUUCAUCAUCCUCAGCAAGAACCACAUUAACGUCAUCCAGGUUUCCUGCCAUCUGCUGGCCAUGAGCUCCGCCUGCUUCAACCCCUUCAUCUACGCCUCCCUGCAUGACAAGUUCCUGGCCUACCUGUGCCGCCACAUGUUCCAGAGAGGGAGGCACCAUCAAACCCAGAGCAGCUCCACCACCUCCAGCCGCCUUCCCCGCCAGCACACCAGCACCACCCUGGCUGACAUUCCCAUGGUCGUUGGAAAGCUGCUACAAGACGGAAUAUGACCGUAGAUCAUUUUCCGCGGAUCUACAAAGCUCUACUAACUAGCGCGGGGGUGCAUGAACAGUUUGAAAUGUUUAUUUCAUCAGGGUGAACUUAUCAGGGGAAUUAGAGACACCAAUUAGAGCCAUCGCAGGCUCCUCCAAAACAUCAUGCACACCAUGCAUUCCUAAAGGUGUGAUGUGUUUUCAGAAAAGGCAUCCUUGCACACAUGGAGGAUUGAUAUUUGAAAUCUUUGAAAAUAUGGAGUGAUUGGGAGUCCUGUGUUCAAUAUUGUAUUUGGAUAUUCAGAGGCAAUCAUGAAGGAUGAGGAUGGACCACCUCGUACACCUCGUAAGAUCAGUACAAGAACACGGCCUGCAUAUUUGACAGAUUUACUGUUGAUCAAUGACAAGCAAAACAAAAAUGACACAAAAAAAUCCUACCUAAAAUUGGUUCUUUGACCGGAGCAGAACCCUUUUUGUUGCUGGAUGUAAAUGUUAUGAGUUAUGAUGUAAAAGUUUGGAAGGAGGACCAUUGUUGUAGAGCUGCAACGAUUAAUCGAUAUAAUCUACAUAAUCAACAAUGUUGAUUAUUUAAACAUUUCUUGACUACAGAUUUUAUUGUUGAUUAAUUGUUAAUUUAAAACAGUACCACAUGUGCUGGGGACAGAAGUGCAAUGGGGGUAAAUGUCUUACUCACACAGUUUAAACUCAACACAAUCUGUGUCUCCAAAAGUGCCCAAACACAACAGAUUACAUAUUUACCUGCUAAAUAUCAGUACUUUCCAUGUUUAAACAAAAUCCUGAUAUUUAAAUGUCUUUUAAAUCUUAUGUUAAUCUGUUUUUAUGGAUUUAGAGAGGGAGGACUGGACAGAAAUAAUUGUUGAAUAAUUGACUAAUCAAAAAAAUUAUCAUCCAGAAUUUAUUAAUCAGGAAAUGGUCCAGACUUUAAUAGAUAUGGAUGAGUUUUCAGGAACUGUGUGUAUUGCUUUGCAAAUGCUUAUGUAGUCAGAAAAAGCCAAACAUUUUAGUAGGGUCUCCCUGAUUCCUGCAAAUUUGAGACAAAAUCCAGGAAAUCUUUGAGAGAGAGCCCUGAAGAGAAAUACACAUACAGGGUGUCCAUUAAACAUAAAAUAUAAAGUGCAUUUCAGCCAAAACUACACUACCUAUAAACGAUUCUAUGCCUGAGGGAUAUGGAUUAAUACUGACACAGUACUGCUCGAUGCACUGUUAGAAACAGUGAUGUCUGAUGUUCAGGUAAGUUUAAACAGGGUUCUCUUAUUCAUUAACAUUUCUUACAUUAGUUCAACUACAGGUGU